Molecule: messenger RNA, 1243 nt
Organism: Sinocyclocheilus grahami
Lineage: Eukaryota; Metazoa; Chordata; Actinopteri; Cypriniformes; Cyprinidae
Product: ras-related protein Rab-7a-like
Exons: 5
Coding region: 74-706 (210 amino acids)
Biological process (GO): endosome to lysosome transport; phagosome-lysosome fusion
Cellular component (GO): lysosome; late endosome; phagocytic vesicle
Molecular function (GO): GTP binding; GTPase activity
Source: RefSeq, a predicted model, not a curated record
CAGGACAUUACAGUCUGAAAUACAGAAGUGAUGACCGAGAUGAGUUCCUUCAUGACCUCUUUUCAUUGAAGACAUGCAAUUUCAUUUCAUUUUUAUCAUGACGCAGUGGAGCACAUGCACACCACACUUGAAAGUCAUUCUUAUCGGAAACUCUGGAGUGGGAAAAUCUUCAUUUAUGACCCGGUUUGUCGACCAUCGCUUUACUAAUUUGUAUUGUGCCACAAUUGGGGUAGAUUUCCUUACUAAAGAAAUCACUAUUGAUAAAAGAUCAGUGAUUCUUCAGAUCUGGGACACUGCAGGAACAGAGAGGUUUCACUCCCUGGGUACCACACUAUAUCGUGGAGCUCACUGCUGCCUCCUAGUGUUUGAUGUUACCUCGUCCAUCUCCUUUGAUGCACUAGAAGUCUGGAAGAAAGAGUUCCUGGUGCAGGCAUGUCCUUCGGACCCCUCUGCAUUCCCUUUCAUAGUGCUCGGCAAUAAAAUUGACUUGGAUUAUCGUGAGGUGUCCCCUAACAAGGCCCAGCAGUGGUGCAGUGAAAUCGGAGCUGAAUAUUUUGAAUGUAGUGCCAAGGAAGACAUUGGAGAGACGCUAUUGUUUGUGUCGCACUCUCUGCAGCUCAAAAGUCACCAUGUGGAGAAUGGAGAAGACAUCCAGAUUAUACAGAAACAACAGGAGAAGCCGCUAAAUAAAAAAUGCUAUUGCUGAAGCAAGAACAAACUCCUGUUCAAUGUUAAGGCCCAUUCACACCAAGGGUGACGAUUAUUAUAACUAGAAACGUUCUAGUUCAUAUUAGAAACGUUCUAGUUCUGAUAUAGUGAAGUCCACAACAGCUAUAACAAUAACUACACAGAAGAACAUUUUCGUUGGAACCACUUUUAAAAAACUUUUUUUCCCCAGCUGAUGAACGAUAAUAAUAUUGAGCCAAUCAGAAUCCACCCAGCUUUAAAGAGCUUGAUUUUUUUGAAAGCGGCAGACGACAACUACAGUGCAUGAUUAUAAUAAACAAUGUUUUCGUCCAUUGGUGUGGAGGCUAAUAUAGUUUAGUUAUUAUUCUUGGUGAAUGGGCCUUUAAUCUAUGGAAUCAGUAAUUUCACUGAUGAAAGGUGGUUGCUGAAAAAGUUUUAUUUUUUAUUUUGUCAGCAAUAAAGACGAGGUGAAAAUUCACAUCAUGACAAUAAUUAACUAUUUAAAAACACGCUACUGAUGAAAACGACAAUAAAAAAUAACACCUCAACAGUAAUA